Molecule: messenger RNA, 1764 nt
Organism: Ictalurus furcatus (blue catfish)
Lineage: Eukaryota; Metazoa; Chordata; Actinopteri; Siluriformes; Ictaluridae
Gene: ccdc25
Product: coiled-coil domain containing 25
Exons: 9
Coding region: 572-1195 (207 amino acids)
Source: RefSeq, a predicted model, not a curated record
AUUCCUGGUGUCUAUAUUUAGCCUUCAAACUUCAUAAAGGUUUUGUACAUUUGUGAUCAUUAUCUUAAUGGACAAACCGUGUAAGUAUUGUAAACAUUUGUCGAUCACAGAGCUUAGUUUUUUGCGAUAAUCCAAAAACCUAUGGGGAAAUUGGGUUUUCGUCGAAGGAACCAGUGUGAUGCUAACUUCCGGAUUCCGGUACAAAAUGACGUCAUCCCUGCAGCACUCUAUAUGCAUGAAUAGUAAACUAUAGCACACUAAAACGACCAAAAUGGAAAAUAAAAUCGCAAAAUGAAUGAAAGGUGUUAGAGAAUGUGUCAGAAAGUUACUGGGAGCUCUUUUGAUUUCAGUGCAAUUGAAAUGUAAUGGGGGGGCAACCAGUAGCCGUGCGGUGUCGGAAAUGACCUUUCCUUUCCUUAGCACAGCUGAUGUUUGAUUCACUUCCGGUGUCAGUUUUGUCAGUGCUCGUAGCACGCUAGCUGCUAGGUAAUGUUGAACGCGAGUGUUUACUGUUUGUGUUCACACCUGUCUCUUCUUUGAUCGGAGCUGUGUUUUCUUCAAGCGCAGAAACAUGGUUUUCUACUUCACCAGCGCCGUUCUCACACCCGCCUAUACCAUCUACAUGGGGAAGGACAAAUAUGAAAAUGAAGAUCUCAUAAAAUACGGAUGGCCGGAGGAUAUUUGGUUUCACGUGGAUAAACUCUCCUCUGCACACGUAUACCUGAGAAUGCCCAAGGGAAAGACAAUAGACGACAUACCCAAAGAGGUCCUGAUCGACUGUGCACAGCUCGUAAAGAACAACAGCAUUCAAGGCUGCAAGAUGAACAACAUCAAUGUUGUUUACACGCCAUGGGGCAACCUGAAGAAAACCGGAGACAUGGACGUGGGUCAGAUUGGUUUUCACCGCCAGAAAGAGGUGAGAACUGUGGCAGUAGAAAAAAAAAUCAACGAAAUCAUCAAUCGGCUGGAGAAGACAAAGGAGGAGAAAUACCCCGAUCUCGCAGCAGAGAAAGAGUCCAGAGAUAGAGAGGACCGGAACGAGAAAAAGGCUCAGAUUCAGGAGAUAAAGAAAAAGGAAAAGGAAGAAAUGAAGAGGAAAAAGGAGCAGGAGGAGAUGAGGAAUUAUUCAUCACUUAUGAAGAGUGAAAACAUGACCACAAAUGAGGACGGUAACGAUUCUGACGAUUUUAUGUAACUGGGAAAAAAAAAGAUCUGCAAAUCAGACCUGACAUCUUAAAAAUGUGCGCAUGCUCAGAGGAACUCCAGUGUGUGCUGUAAUGGAGGAAUUUGCUUGCUGUGCAUCUUAAACACUACCUGUGCCAAUAAAGCAUUUUGCCUGGAUCAUCUUGGAGCAAAUUUACCAACAGUUACCAAGAAAAAGCAGCAUCUGAUGUGGUGGGGCUGUUCAUGAAGCGAGGAUUGUUUUUCUGGGUAUCUUUGUUGAUGUUUCUACAGUGCAGAUUGUCAUUUUGUGCUUUGGAGGGAUAGAAUGGCAUGGUUUUAUUAUUCCAUAACUGAUUCUGCAACAUUGCCACAUUUCUUUCCAAAUUUUUAAAGAUCAGGGCUUGGAUGUUGGUCUACCAUGAAUUGUGUAGUUUCAUGUGCUGUAAAUCUUGGCUCAAUUCUUUUCUUGAGGUGUUAUGAGAGCCAGAGGCUAAUACAAGCACACUGACUCUGUGAUGUAUGGCAGCGUAUAUAUGCUAGCCCUGGUUCAUUUCCUGUUUGUUUUUCUUAUGGAUGCAAAACAAUAAAUCUUAAACCACA